UGUAAAGGUUUGAUUGUAUCACAAAACCAUUGUACAGAAACAAUUACCGGAAACGUCUCUGAAGAAGAUUCCGGUUCUCACACUUUCAUAAUGAAGAAAGCAGGUCCUUUGGUAUUACAGUCCAAUGGAAUGAGCAGUAUUGCUGCGUCAUUUACAUCAACACAAAAUGGAUUAGAAAAGUGGAAACUUGAACGUGAACUUCAACAAAUUGAGUGCGAGGAAUCAUUCACUCGAACAAAUAAAGGCAAGGAAAUUCAUGAGCUUAAAGAUCUGGCUUUAAAGUACAUAGCAACUGGUUGCGUUUUUAAACAACAUAGAUUUGAGAAAUAUGACCCUUUUCGGAAAGAAGAAAAAGAACGCAAGGUCAGAAGACAACUUCAGACCCAAAAAUAUAAACACAAAAGUGUAUCAGGAAAGCAACCGAAUGAAAAAAGACUUAUCUUAGCUCCAAAAUUGCAUAGAAGCAAAACGAUGAUAGAGGAAAUUGGAUAUAAAGAAAAGUCACAUUCUCGCGGAAGGAUACAUGCAAGUUUACCAGAUAUUUCAAAACCAUUGGAAAUGAUUGAAUUACACAACGAUGUUAGAGAAAGUGAUUGCAACGUUAAUAUUUUUGAUCAACUGCGAAGUAAAAGUGUCUCUGAUUGUGAUUGUGAUAGUGAAUUUACACAGAAAAAUAUGUCUGCGUGCUUAUUACCGACCAUUAAGCGUGUUGCAUUAUGGGAACAAUCAAACAAAGAUAAUAAGGAGGAAGAAAAAAAGGAAAGGAUUCGACACAAGAAAUAUCAACCAAACUUAAAAGAAGAGUUCAAAAUGAUGUUUCCAGGAAACUGCAAAACAACAUAUUCAAUGAGAAAAUUUAUAGAUAAGGAAACUAAGAAUGUAAUUCGUGAUAUAGACACGAUUCCUAGGAAACGAAACACCAGGGAGCACGAACACUUAAUCAAAAAGUCUCAGCUGCCGGAAUUCAUUAAUAGAAACAAAACAACGUCUGCCAUUUUAAGAGACUUCCGGUCCAUUAAAAAGUCUUUGAAUAAUGACGAUAAAAUUGACAAGAAACUAGAAAAAGAAGAUAGAUACAGUCGUGUGCUACGCUUUCUCGAGCAUGCGGACUCGUUUGAGGACUGA
Messenger RNA from Saccostrea cuccullata (small rock oyster), 1125 nucleotides. RefSeq lists its product as uncharacterized. The record is from RefSeq and is a predicted model, not a curated record. Bases 91 to 1125 code for a protein of 344 amino acids. NCBI's taxonomy places the organism in Eukaryota, Metazoa, Mollusca, Bivalvia, Ostreida, Ostreidae. The transcript is spliced from 2 exons.